AAUAGCUCUUGCGAGUAAUUCGCGUUUACAAGCGCCCACUUUCUGGCGUCGCAAAUAAUCUUAUUUCCGGGAAGACCUACGCUUGUAAUUAAGAAUCCAGUAGUUGCAAACUGUUCCCGAAUUAUCUCCGAGUGAUUUUAUGUGACUAAAGAGUGCAGAUAUAGCAGUGGAUCCAGCGAAUUGGCCACCGGUUUCUCCGUUUCGAGAAUUCUCGACGGCUUGUGUGGGGUAAAAGCGCGGUUUGGCCAGGAUUGGAUCGCUAGAAGGUGCCUAAGGCAUGGAGGAGGAGCCAGUUGCCAUCGGCAAUGAUGGCCAGGUCAUUAUUUCUGACCAAAUCGGACACAAUUCGGAAGGCGUGGAUGGCGUUAAAGCCACAAAUCCGUUUAGCAGAAACACUAAUUCGGGAUCAAGGGAAGGCGGCAUUCUGCAAAGCUUCGAGGCAGAAAGGCGGCUCAUCGCUUUGGUACGCCGCCAGCCGAUUUUGUAUGAUGCCCGGCAUCCAAAAUUCCAUGACGUCGCUCUCAGGGAGGAACAGUGGCAGAAGAUCGCCCGCCGCCUGGCCACGGAUUUGACCAAUUGCCUGACGGCGUGGUCGGAGCUGCGCUACAGAUUUCAGCGCCAUGUGCGACGUCUAAGGGCCUUCCAUCGCAGUGCCACACAAAGCCAUCGGACAGUCCAGCGUCGGCGUCCUUGCAUGCGACACGAGGAGGAGCUGCACUUCCUGUACUCCCAUGUGGCCAGGUUCCCACUAAUUGUGGAGAAGGCCCAGCCGGCAGAGAUUGUGGAAGCGGAAAGGAUCGUUGAGAAGGAGAAACUGCCCGAUGUGGAGUUCGUGGAACCGCCGCCAGUGGACAUUAUAGAUGUGGAUCUCGAGGAGGACACCACCUAUCACUACCGUUGCACCAAGGAAGAGCGACGCCUCAUAGAGGCAGUCCAAGCCUAUCCAGUUCUGUACGAUGCCUCGUACACGGGCUAUCAGAACAGACGACAUCGCGGUCUAGUUUGGGGUGCCAUUUCCAAUGAACUCCAUGACAAAGCCACCAAGCUGAUGAAGAGCUGGCUGAAGCUGCAGACUCGCUACGAGUGGGAGCUGACCCAUCGCCCAUCACUGGUCGCCACGUCGGAGCUGUGUCAGCGGAUGGAGUUCAUGCAACCGCACAUACUGCGCCAGCGCGGCACCGUAUGCAAGGCUUCCAAGUACCUGCAAAAAGAAUGGCACGAGCCCAUCGAGCACUUCCGCAGCGUGAUGGCGCUGAUCAAUACGAUGCGCAACAUGCCCGAACUAGUACAGCUGACGGACGAAUCCCUCAACUACGAUGUGAAGCCGCCGCGCUACGACGAGUUCUGGAAGAAGGUCGGUUUUGAAGUGAUGUGCAGUCACGAGUGCUGCGAGGUUACCUGGCUGGUACUGCGCUCCUUCCACCACGAAUUGCUGGCCAUGCGCUUAGCCGGCUAUCUGCUGCAGGACAAGUGGUACUUUGAGAACGCCCUAAGCAGUAUCUUUAAGCACGUUGCCUCUCAUCCCACGCCCCGUCACGCCCCAAAACGCAAAGCCAACGGCUCAAUACCAUUGGUGGGGGAGCCCCCGUCCAAAACACCGGUGCCGCCACGUCUGCCACUGGCUAUUGUCUACCCGCCCACCUCAAAAGGCAGCAGCACGAGUAUGACCAGCAGCAGCACGAGCACUGCCACCAGCAUUGGCCCCACCUUCUCGAAUGCCAGGAGCUCCUCUGGCCCAGCCAUCCACAAUGCGCCCACCGCAGCCGCAACCAACAGCGUCAGUUCAAAUGUGUCGACCGAUCAAGCUGUUCCCGCGUUUGUGAUUCCCAAGAUCACGUCCGCCAUCAGUGUGGGCCCGACCAAUACGCCACCCCUAAAGCUGCCGCCCACAUUACGAAUUGCGCCCAAAACGGCGGUGGCUAUGGGAAUGGGCGUGUCCCCCGUCGUUACCACCAAUCAAAUGGCGGGCUCAAAUGCAAAGCCGACUGAAAGGCGCCCUCAGAUCCCACAGCGUCCUGGCUUGCAGGUUACGCUCCUUACGAAGACUCAAAUGCCCAAAUCUCCGCAAAUGGCACCGGCUGUACCACGCAAUGUAAUUCGAACGAUAAAUCCAACCAAUCCAGCUCAACCACAACCGAGGGUCUCCGGAGGGCCAAUGUCGGCACUGGGAGCACUGCUCAGCGGAACGCCUAGGCCGCAAAAUCCAGCGCCAUUACAUUCACCAGCUCCGCCACAUGCACUGCCCAAUUUGGUACCAAUAAUACCAUCGAAUAUCACAGCUAACAGCAAUUUGCCAACAGCCCCAGCGGCUCCUAUGGUUCGAAUACACCAGCCGGGACUGAAAAGCGGUUGGGAUGGCAGGAGCAUAAGCUCUCCGGCCAGCAAGUCAUUGGGAUCCCCAGCAGCCACAACUGUGUCUGCAGCAGCAGCUCCUAUCGCACCAACUGAAGAACCAGCGAGAGCAAAAACAUCACAAACCAUGUCCAAAUCGAGUGCGGUGCCAGCAACAACAGCGAAUUACACCAAGAAAUAUCGACCAAUCGUACCGGCAGUCCCUACUGCAAUUAGGAUGACCAAACCGGCAGCAGAACCACCAGCAACUGAGUUGCCUGUACCUCCUCCUCCAAUCGGCACUGAACAAACAGUGCGAGUUGUAUAUAAAGCACCAUUACUUCCUAAAUCAGCAACACAAGCUGCAGCUGCAACACAAGCUGCAUCUGCAACACAAGCUGCAUCUGCAACACAAGCAGCAUCUACAACACAAGCUACAUCUGCAACACAAGCAGCAUCUACCACAUCUGCAACACAAGCUGCAUCUGCAACACAAGCUGUAUCUGCAACGCAAACUGCAUCUGCAACGCAAGCUGCAUCUGCAACACAAGCAGCAUCUGCCACAUCUGCAACACAAGCUGCAUCCGUCACAUCUGCAACACGGGGCAUAUUAGCAAGUCAGGCUAGAACUGCGACAGCAGCAAUAGACAUUUCAGACAAACCAGCACCAGUGGACGCACCAGCCAAAUUGCCGGCAGUAGCCAAGGCAACACCAGUAUCACAGUCAGAUAAGGAAGCAAGCGCAUCUCUAGGCAGUCAGCCGGAGAAAUUGCCGGGUGGCGACAUAAGCGUUCGUUGGCAGGAGUAUGCCGCCACUGGGAACGUAUUGCAGAUUUGGUGCGGCAAAUACCCUACUCGGUACAAUCUCAAUAUGGUUAGGACGGCAACGCUGAUCCGCGAGGUGAUGGCUGUGCCGCAGCUGCACAGGGAAGAUCCACAAUUGGCGGCCAAGUGUGAUGAGUUCUGGAAGGUCAUCGCCAAGAAGUUCCAUAUGCCAGAGGAAGCUUUGCGCGCAUGCUGGAAAUUCUUGGCGGACAACAUGAGUGUGUUUCCGAAGAUUGCGCCGAUGUCGGAACUGAUGCGUCCGUUUAAGGCCAGCGUAAGGGUGUGGGAGAAAUCGCAUCGUUUGUUUAGCAAAUUUGACGAGAUAGCACUAAAGUACCAGUGGAUGAAUCACAAGGACAUAUUGCCGGACGUAAUACGCCUCUUCGCGAAGCAUGAGCACCUCUACUGGGAGAUGCGCAAGCCGCGACCUGGCGAAAUGGCCCAAAUUCCACACCACUUCACGGAUCUGGAGAAACAGGAGGUGUGGCGGGAGGCACGCAUUAAAUACCCAAAUCUCAAUCAUCGGGACAUUUGGUCAAUGUUUAAGUUCGCAUUCCGCACGUACAUGGAGGAUCUAGAGCGCGGCAUUGAGAAUCCCUGGCCACAAAACUGGUGGCAGACACUGGAGCAGCUAAGGUUUCUGGCCAAUGUGCGCUACCAUCCGCUCGAGCCCUACUACUAUAUCGUACACAACAAGAUCUCAGAGGAGGUGAAGAGGUGUAGCAUGUACGAGGCUCUAAUGUCCGCCGAUCCUACCGAUAAGGUCAAACCCACACCGGCUAUCCUUUUAAAGCGGCUUACCAAGACACCCAUGCCAUGGGAGACGGAGGAGGCCAAGCGCUUGCUUACCGGCAAGUUGGAUGGCUUGAGAAGCUCUGAAAGUACCAGCCAGACUGCUACUCCUCCUGCUUCUGCUCCUCCUCCUGCUUCUUCUUCUGCUUCUGCUUCUGCUCCUCCUGCUUCUGCUCCUCCUCCAGCUCCUGCUCCUACUCCAGCUCCAGCUCCGGCACCCACUGCUCAAUCUAUUCCUGUACCUGAUGGCGUUUCCGUGUGCACAAAGACACCCGAGAGCAAGUCAGCGCCAAACACCAAUGUCAAAUCUCAUAAAGGCAAGAAAAGCUCGAGCGCGCAAAAACGUUUGUCCCCUGCGAAAACUGUCACCUGCAAUCUUCCGCCCAUUGAGGCAUUUGAGCUGACCAAGGUGCUGCGCCGCCAACCACAUACCUUCGAGCGGGCGAGCACCAUUAACAAGCGAACCGCCUGGGUUCGCGUAUCAAAUGAGUUAAAUGCCACAGUGACCGAAUGCCGCUUAGGACUGCAGUACGCUCUGCGCGAGAUGCGCAAUUUGAAGAUCGCCGAUCCAAUGAAUCAAUGUGCCAUGGGCCACAAGUACUUCCAUCACAUGUCGGAGAUCUACAAGCAGGUGAAGCCGAAUGGCCAGCUCAUAGUCCGCACGCCACAGCAGCUCAAUCAGCUAAACCAAUCGCCUGCGGAGGUAACCGCGGAGGAAGUUAAACCGCGCGGAUUCUUGCCCGAAAUCAAUGUGACCACUUGCAGUCCGGAGCUCGUGGUUAAGAACUGGGCCCACGCCGCCGGUAACUUGUCCGCGCCCAAUCAGGAUACACUGUUUGUCAAGCUGACGCAGGUUUUCUCCAAAUACGCCAAGAAAGUCAAUCCGACAGCACCUUAGCUCUCCAAUCCAUUGGCACGCUUAUCGUGGUCAUACCUAACUAUGUAAGAACUUUCGCCGUUCCAUUGACACACUCAAUGCGCACGUCAUUGUCAUUAGCAUACAUCUUAUUUAUAACAUUGCGAGACAUAUUUUUUUUUUAAAGACCCAUUUAGAAUAACUUUUGAAUAAAUGGUUACAACAAGUAAA
This is a messenger RNA of Drosophila yakuba, 5035 nucleotides long. RefSeq lists its product as uncharacterized. Gene Ontology annotation, cellular component: transcription regulator complex; nucleus. The coding region runs from base 278 to 4846 and encodes 1522 amino acids. Lineage: Eukaryota; Metazoa; Arthropoda; Insecta; Diptera; Drosophilidae. The transcript has 5 exons. Gene Ontology annotation, biological process: regulation of transcription by RNA polymerase II. The record is from RefSeq and is a predicted model, not a curated record.